UGUAUAAUAACACGUAUGAACAGUCUUACACUAUCGGCGAAAACAAUCGGUCACAGCAUGGUUGUAUUAAAUUAUAUUCCAUUUACCUUAUUUAUUUUAUUUACAUUGACAACAGCUCAAUUUCAAAUUGGUGACGUGUCUAACGCAUUGGACGGAACCAACAAUGCAGUACAUUUGUCAAAAAAUGACUUAUAUUUUUUUAAUUAUAAGUAUGAAUAUUAUCAAGACGCCAAGGUGGACGUGAAACUAUAUUACGAAUGUCUUUGUCCAGACUGUAUACAGUUUGACAAGAAUAAAUUCAACCCCGUUGUACAGAAACUAAAUCAGUACUUAAACAUACAUUUAUAUCCAUAUGGAAAUGCAAGGACUUCCGAACACGACGGCCAUUACGAGUUCAAGUGCCAGCAUGGACCAGCUGAGUGUUACGGUAACAAGCUCCAUGCGUGCGCCAUCGAUUAUUUACAAAAUAUCACGAAGGCGGUGCAGUUUAACGCCUGUAUGAUGGAUUAUAAAUCAAACGACGACGCUGCUGAUAAGUGUGCAAAAUCGAUGUCUUUGGACUCAAGUCCAAUAAAGACGUGUGCUAAAAAUGAACGGGGAACACAGCUCCUAAAAUAUUACGGUGAUGAAAGUAAAAAAGCAAAUUUCUCAUUUGUUCCGUAUAUUCUAAUCAACGGCAAGCUGAACAGCGGUGAGAACUUCAUGGAAGAUAUUUGCGCAGAGUUCCCUGUGCCACCACCACCAUGCGUGGAUUUGUACAGCUCCCCCGAAUACUUUCACGAAAAUGAAUAAGACAAUUUUAUAAAUUAUUCCAUUCUUAAUAAUAUAAACAUGUAUCGAUAUCUCUA
Vanessa atalanta (red admiral) is the source of this 848-nucleotide messenger RNA. Its product is annotated as GILT-like protein 2. NCBI's taxonomy places the organism in Eukaryota, Metazoa, Arthropoda, Insecta, Lepidoptera, Nymphalidae. Gene Ontology annotation, molecular function: oxidoreductase activity, acting on a sulfur group of donors, disulfide as acceptor. The record is from RefSeq and is a predicted model, not a curated record. Bases 16 to 792 code for a protein of 258 amino acids. The transcript is spliced from 5 exons.